Messenger RNA from Nannospalax galili (Upper Galilee mountains blind mole rat), 5489 nucleotides. It is a transcript of the gene Mospd2, whose product is annotated as motile sperm domain containing 2. The record is from RefSeq and is a predicted model, not a curated record. Bases 124 to 1680 code for a protein of 518 amino acids. The transcript has 15 exons. NCBI's taxonomy places the organism in Eukaryota, Metazoa, Chordata, Mammalia, Rodentia, Spalacidae.
ACCGCCUUCCCCUCCCUCCCUUCUUGUCUACCUUUGGGCUGGGCUGUCUGGUGAAGAGAUACUUGACUGUAGGCAGAGCAAGGGACUAGGACAACAACUCCAAUCAAGUUCGCGAUUGCGACCAUGGCGGAGAGUAACGCUCAGAAUAAAGCCAAGCUCAUCUCUGAGACCCGGCGGAGAUUCGAAGCUGAGUUUGUGGCAGAUAAGUCAGAUAAAUAUGAUCCACGUGAUGUUGAAAGGCUGCAACAAGAUGAUAACUGGGUUGAAAGUUACUUAUGCUGGAGGCAUAAUGUUAUAGAUGAAACCCUGAAGAUGCUUGAUGAGAGUUUUCAAUGGAGGAAAGAAUUUUCUGUCAAUGACCUUAGUGAAUCCUCCAUUCCCAGAUGGUUACUAGAGAUUGGUUGUGUUUAUCUCCAUGGUUAUGACAAAGAAGGUAACAAACUAUUCUGGAUCAGGGCGAAGUAUCAUAUAAAAGACCAGAAAACCACAAUGGACAAGAAGAAGCUCAUAGCAUUCUGGUUGGAACGUUAUGCCAAGAGAGAAAAUGGGAAGCCUAUAACAGUGAUGUUUGACCUGUCAGAAACUGGGCUGAACAACAUAGACAUGGACUUUGUACGCUUUAUCAUCAGCUGCUUUAAGGUUUAUUACCCUAAAUACCUCUCAAAAAUGGUGAUCUUUGAUAUGCCUUGGAUAAUGAAUGCUGCUUUCAAAAUCGUGAAAAGCUGGCUUGGCCCUGAAGCAGUGAGCUUGUUGAAGUUUACAAGUAAACAUGAAAUACAAGACUAUAUAAGUGUAGAGUACCUACCUCCCCACAUGGGUGGAACUGAUCCUUUCAAGUACAGCUACCCACCACUGGUAGAUGAUGAUUUCCAGACACCACUGUGUGAAAAUGGGCCAAUUACCAGUGAGGAUGAAAACUCAAGUAAAGAAGACAUAGAAAGUGAUGGAAAAGAAACCCUGGAAAUGAUUUCUAAUGAGGAACAACCAGCUCUGCCGAAAAAGAUUAACCCACCUGAGUCUGCUUCCAAAACAGAUGAAAAUGAAAAGGUUGAUUCAAAGAUAAAAGCUUUCAAAAAACCACUGAGUGUGUUUAAAGGGCCCUUAUUACACAUCAGCCCAGCAGAAGAACUGUAUUUUGGAAGUAUGGAAUCUGGAGAGAAGAAAACUCUAAUAGUGUUAACAAAUGUAACUAAAAAUGUAGUGGCAUUUAAGGUGAGAACAACGGCUCCAGAAAAAUAUAGAGUAAAGCCAAGCAACAGCAGCUGUGAUCCUGGGGCAUCAGUUGAUAUAGUUGUGUCUCCACAUGGUGGCUUAACAGUGUCUGCCCAAGACCGAUUUCUGAUAAUGGCUGCCGAAAUGGAGCUCUCAUCUGGCACAGGCCCAGCAGAAUUGACUCAGUUCUGGAAAGAAGUUCCAAGAAGCAAAGUCAUGGAACAUAGAUUAAGAUGCCACACUGUUGAGAGCAGCAAACCAAACACCCUUGUGCUGAAGGACAAUGCUUCUAAUGUGUCAGAUAAAACCAGUGAAGAUCUAUAUCUGCAACUCAAUCGUUUACUAGAAAGCAAUAGGAAACUCGAAGACCAACUCCAGCGCUCUAUCUGGUUCCAGCAGCUGUUGCUUGCCUUAACAAUGGUCUUGCUUGCCUUUGUUGUCUCUUUCUUUUAUUCGCUGUACAGUUAAAGAGGUGGUGCCUGCUCAGAGACAUAGCUCCUUCAUACAUUAUUUGGAGAAAAUAACAGAUCCAAAACUUCUCAGCUCAGCUACUAAUAAUAUUGCACAUCCGUGUUUCCUAAAAGGAAACACGAAGCACAUGGAAGGGUGCCUGUCUUGAAAAUAAAUUGUUCAAUUAAAGACAUACUUUGAGACAUUAAUUAUUAGAGGCUCUAGCUAGUUAGGAAAGUAAGUAAAGGUAUAUGUAUUGUGUAAAUUAAUAUUUUAAAUAUAAUUUAUUCUUUUUGAUUUGAAUAGCUUUAAAGCAGUUUUAUCAUGUAAAUACACUAGCUGAACUGAAAAGCAUAUAAGUAACAUGUUUUGUUGCAGCCAAAAAAUGUAAUCUGCUUUUUCUUAAAAACAGAAUUACUAGCUGAGCUGACUUACUAGCUUUUCUAUACUAUAUUUAAAAAUGUAUAUUGAAAAAGCAAACGUACUUAAACAAUAAUUUAUGUACUCAUGACUUUCUAACUUUUAAGAACUACUUCCAGAUGAUAGCCAAUAUUAUUUUGGAAUGUGAACCUAUCUAAAUGCCAGACCUCUCUAGCCUUGGUUUCUCAGUGUUCCUGAACAGCCUACCUUUUAUUAAUCCCAGGCUGUUUUUUCAUCAAUAACUUUAUUAUUUAGAAUGUAUGAAAACAAUGAACUUUUAGCAGCAUUACACAUGUGAGAAGGUAUUGCUGUCACCAUUUUAGAUCAUGUAAUAAAUUUCUUGUUCCUUCAUCUUUUAAUUCUAAUGUCAAAGUGAGGAGUAAACUGAAAUCAAGUUGGACAGUGACAUCAUUGUUAGGGUACAGACAUGAAGAAAGUCAUUCUGAACAAGGAUCUUGGGGUGCCAGAAAAGUGAGAGGGGAAGAUUUUGGUGAAUCCUUUGGCCCGGGACCCUGUAAAUUCCAUUCUCCACACUGAGGUGUGCUCUGUGUCUGUUUAGAAUGGGGCCCAGUCACUUCCGGAGACUUUAGAGAAUCUCACAAGCUGCUGCUGUAUAAGCCUCUCUUUAAAAGGUUUUCUUUCCAAUUUUUAACCUCCUUAGAAAGAUGAUGUUUGUCACUUAGCUCAUUGUUUAGUUUUCUUGGGUCUUCAUUUUGUUGCUUUAACUUAGAAAUUUCCUCCUUCAGCCUUAUAUAUUAUUGACUUUUCAAAGUAAGAGCUCUUGUGCUUUGUUACAAUACCACCGCCCCCUGCACAGAUUAAGGCUGAGAAUCAUGUUGUGAUAUCAUUGAGGUAUCCUGAGCCCGUUGAUCCCUUCUAAGAUUUUCCUAGUAGCCUUACCACUUCUUUUUGGUGUUUAGUAGUGGCCUUUGUAGCAAGAAUUUCCUUUUCAAAUUCCUUGGCAUGUUGUUGCUUCUCUAGUUCUGUUUGCACAAGCUUGGCUUUGGGAUCCUCAGUUUCUUCUUUAUAGGGCAUAGCUCCUAAAGCAGCUGGACUGUUUCUUUUUUCAAGGCACUUACUUGAUUCAUUCCCUAUGGUCUGAGGUCUUGCUGUUAUGUCCUUAACCAUUUCUAUUUCUUUCUGCAUCUUUCCAAUCUUGCCUUCCUUUUCCUUUGAUUCUGGCAGGAAGGUUUCUAGUUCUUGAAUUUUCUGUGGUUAGUUGUACAUCCCCUGAUGCCACAUGAGGAUUCUUAACUGUCCUGUUGUUCUCUGGAUGGUACCUCUAUCUUGUUGAAGGCACUGUGUUUUAAUUUGUGAUUCAUUUUGCUUUUCCUCUUAAGUUUCUUCAUGACUUCAUAGAAUUCCAUGGAACAUCUCUAGUUUGCAGUAAGAAGUUUCUGAAUCUGUGGGUAUGGAAAGGUGAAGUUUGCUUUUACAGUACUUGAAAGUUAGUGUAUGUGCUGCCAAGCAAGCAUGAAUCCUGGGCUGUUUAAUGAACAUUCUCAUUUCAAUAAAAUACAGAAAGUUAAGCAUGGUUGGAUUUCUUUGAAUUCUGUUAGUAAUCCCCAGAAGGAGUCUCCACAACAUUCCCUCUUUCUAGUCAAUUCUAUGCAGCUUCAUGCUGUCCACUGUCUGGACACUGAACCUUUUGCCUGGUUUGUUACAAAGACCUCCUCUAUUAUUCUACCUUCUCCUUCAUUCCACAGGGAAGGAGUCUCUCUAUGGACCAGAAAUUGUGCCGUCUUCACCCUCAGUUUUAAAUGAAAGUCAUUAGGUAACUUUUUUAAAAAGCCUAUUUGUUUUAGAUGCUCAGUAUAAUUAGGCUUUGAAAAUGUUCCUGGUUAAAAUCAUCUGCAUGAAGGAAACUUAGAAAAUACUGGAGUAUCUGUGUGUGGAAAUAAAAACACAAAACAUAGCUCAGGUGUCAACUCUGUGUUUAGAGAACGGAAAAUCUCACUCCUAAUGAACUGUAAUCCUUCCUCACACCAGGGCUCUUUGGUCCACUUGAUAUUCUGCCUUUGGUACACUAAUAACCUCUUGGUGUGGUUCCCAAAUCCGUACAAAUACACAUCUUGCAGAAACAGCAGCUAAUGAAAUUAGUUUAUGUUAUCAUUAACAUGAUCAGUUUUUGGUCCCUUUUGGUUCACAUGUGUGUCUACUUUAUAUGAAAGAAAAAUCUGCCUGGGCUGGGCAUGGUGGCGCACGCCUAUAAUUCUAGCAUUUGAGAGGCAGAGACAAGUGGAUCUUGGUGAGUUUCAGGCUAGCCAGGGCUACAUAUGGAGAUCCUGUCUCAAAAAAAGAAAAAUCAAACGUCUGCCUACAAAUUGAGUUUCAAUUGAGCCAUGGUUGGGGUAAUUCUCGGGAGCAGUGUUGUAGGCUGUCAUCUUGAGGAAGCUGACGCCAGAGCUGAGUUAUGAAGAGUGACAACUGGCUUAGGAAAAAACCUUCAAAGGACACUAGUGUAAUACGUUGUCUUAAUUUGGAUUUUUCUAUUUCAGUUUGCCACCUCCAGUUGUGAGACAGACUGCAGUCCACCCUAAGUACUGUGCACAGUAUCUCCUUGUGUGUUCACAGUGAUUUCCCAAAUGGUAGAUUUAGGGCCUUAAUAUAUCAUCCCAAACUAAUGGUCUGUUUUUCAUUCCUCAGCAGAUAAAUGAGUAAUUAAUUAGCCAAGAUGAGGAAUGUACUGUACUAACAGUGUCCCUUCAGUGUUUCAUAAGAAAAUUAUGUCGACUCACUAAAAUACCCUUGCUUGAUUAUGUGGUCAGUUGAAUUCAAUAACAUAUCUUGUUAACAUUUGUGUUUGAGAAAUGUGACUAAACAGAAUUGCUGAAAAUUAACCAUAAUAUCAAAAGCAUCUUAAGUUUCUCCUUGUCUUGAUUAAUCAUACAUAUUUACAUUUGAUUUUUGUUCUGUCCUCAUUUUAUUUUCUUUAAUCACAUUUGCAUGAUUAUUAUUGGUAUUCUGAUCAGUCGUUUUCUUUUAAUCGUAUUGUUGCCUAUUCACGAUAAAAUUACCAAGGAUUUUCAUUUAGUUUUUUGUUUUCACUUGGGAAUGGAAAUUAAUACAUUUUCCAUGAAAACAUUAAAGAAAGAUCAUUAGCUUGAUCUGCAAGUAGCCUAAAAUGCAAUUGCUGGAAAACCUAGUCUCAAAUUUCAUAAUACCAUAACUCUUUUUAUAUCUUGCCACUAAUUUCAACUGGAUUUAAUAGCACUUUAUUGUAUAAUUAUAAGAAAUAUAUUCCUAGAAUUGUUGCCAGUGUAAUUUCUCUAAUGUUCUGGUGCUUUUCAUAUAUUUUAAGUAUUUUUAUUACUAUAUUGGUAUUUUAUUUGUAUAAAUUGAUCAAAAGAACAUGUUUUCUAUUUUAAUAUGUUUUAGAAAAUAAUUACAUUUAUGAAAUAAACAUC